GAAUCAUUCAAAAGAACGCUAACCCAGAAUAAAAUGGUUAAAAACAAACACAUUUUCUUUUAUAUUAAAUGCUAAAUUCAUAGUAAAAACAUUUUAAAAUGGACAUUUCUUUUUCUCCAAGAUCUUAUUCAAAAAUACUUCUACAUGCUACUAGGUAUCCACAUAAAGCUGUAAAUGGAGUUCUCCUAGGAGUCUGUGAUUCAAAUGAUAAUGGAAAAAUGCGGAUUUUGGACGCUAUUCCUCUGUUCCAUCAAUGUUUAGGUCUAGCGCCUAUGUUAGAAGUAGCUUUGACUCAAAUUGAUUUUUAUUGUCAACGUCAAAAAAUUAAUAUUGUUGGUUAUUAUCAAGCAAAUGAAAAUAUUGAAGAUAAAAGUCCUGAUUUUAUUGCGUAUAAGAUUGCUGAAAAAGUGAAUGACUGUUUUAAACGUUCAAUACUUGUUAUGUUAGACAAUUCAAAAAUGGAUUCUGAAUGCAAAGAAGUUGCAUUGGAUGUGUAUUCCAUAUCUGAUAAUAAAUGGCGCCUUGAAAAGGAUUGGCAACUUGUUGGAGGAGAUGUGACUUUGGCAUUAGUAUCAGAGCUUAUCAUUGGCAAAACAUUUCAAAGUCUUAUUGACUUUGAUAAUCAUUUGGAUGACAUUUCUCAAGAUUGGCUGAACAUUCCAAUAAAUAAACUUGUCGAAUUGACGACUAGCUAAUAUUCUCCAAGAUUCGAUUUUGAAAGUUUUUGGAGGAAAAACGUAUUCUGCUCUAUUUAAUUCAGAUUUUCAAUAGUAAAUUCUGGAAUUUUGGCUAAAAUUUUUAUAAAAUUUAAUUAGACAAAGGAACUUUAACAUAUGAAAAUAUGACAUAUGAAAAUAUAUUGACACCGUUGA
This is a messenger RNA of Hydra vulgaris (swiftwater hydra), 872 nucleotides long. RefSeq names its product ER membrane protein complex subunit 8. The record is from RefSeq and is a predicted model, not a curated record. Lineage: Eukaryota; Metazoa; Cnidaria; Hydrozoa; Anthoathecata; Hydridae. Gene Ontology annotation, cellular component: EMC complex.